Neocloeon triangulifer is the source of this 1662-nucleotide messenger RNA. Its product is annotated as tudor domain-containing protein 7A-like. The coding region runs from base 137 to 817 and encodes 226 amino acids. NCBI's taxonomy places the organism in Eukaryota, Metazoa, Arthropoda, Insecta, Ephemeroptera, Baetidae. The record is from RefSeq and is a predicted model, not a curated record. The transcript has 7 exons.
ACAAGGUUACGAGUGGUUCUGAAAAUGUGAACCCUGCAUGUGGUUUCAAGCCAAUAACAGACGUUGAAAUGGAUAACAAUGCCAAGCUGAACAUGAAAGAUGCAGAGAUGUUGUUGAUAAUGGAAGCUUUGGUAAAAUGCUGAAGGAAACGCAUGAAAUUGCAAAGGACGAUCCUGCGACUGUUAUGGUUAAGGAACCCAUUGUGAAACCACCUAAAUCUCCAAGGACUGAAAAUCCAAUGAUAAGAAACCAUCAGUUGGUUGGUGACGACUUCCUGAUGUACUUGGCCUUUAGGAACUUGAGGGGUGUCAUGAGGAAGGGAUUCCCAGAGACAAAUUCUCUUUACUGUGGAUUUUGUUUCUCGGGAGCAACCACACAUAAAGCAAUUCGCUACUUGCGAGACUUCAAGGACUUCAUCUGGCACAAGAAAAUUGUGAUGCUUGGUCACAUGGACAUUUUGGAAGAGGGUUACAAUUUUGAGAAGAGCAAGUACAACAUGAGUGUGAUCUUGGAAGACCUUUACUGGCAAGGAACCAAGACCAAAGUACUGACCUUGCCAUUUUUGGACCAUCACCCUGGUUCAGAGAAGUACAUUCAUGAGUGGAAUAACUGGAUUCGCACUCUGACUAAGAAAGACUAUGUUGAGGAAGUGCUUGAUUUGGAGAAGGCAAUUACCAGUGAAAUGCCUAUUCAGGACGUUUACAAAACUCACAGGCACUACCCCAGAGGAAUGAAUUUCACCAUUGGAAUGUGGUCUCAUUCGACCAGAGCUUACAUCCAAAAGUUUCUCCAUGAAAAUGCUGGAAUUCGUUAUUAAUUAACGAAUGUCUUCUCAAAAGCCAUGUUUAGUUCUAUAGUUUCCUUCACUCACCUAAGGUUGUGUGUUACUCUUAUUUUAUAUUACACAUAGUUUUACCAAAAAGCAUUAAUUGAAAUGGUGGGACUUACGUUUAUGAAAACUAUUACAUUUCAUCCCAUUCUUAAUUUCUUUGGAAAUUUAAUAAUUUUCCAGAUUAUUGAACUGAUUCUGUUAAAAAGCUUUAUGUAGAAAUGAAACAUAAACCUGCUAAAAUGUGGAAUAAAAUAUCUUUAGAUACAUUUACUCGUUAGUUAAAAGUAUUAAAUUUAAAUAUCUGAUACAAUUUGGAUGGAAGUAUACUUAAAAUAAAAUAGCAUGUUUUUGAUAAAAAAUCAUCCAAGAAGCUAGAUGAUUGUUUCCAAGUUGAAUUUUAUUCCUGCCAGGGGCUGCGGUGAAGGAAUGAGUUUUUCUCGAAUGGUGAGCAUAAAAUAUUAUGAAAUGUGAACAUUCUCAUAAUACACAUCCAAAUAUUCCAAAUUUAUGUUCUUAUAUUGUAAUGAAAAAACAUUGCAGAUGGCAACAAAAGUGGUUGGCCUUUUGGGCGAGUCUCUAACGUUAGAAGCUUCAAAGGAUUCUUUUACUGGCAAAGCACAUCCCAGCAAAGUUUACAGUGCAGUUGCCGACCUUCCUAAUCCUCUCUGCAAAGAGCAAUUGACAAAGUUUGCUUUGACGAAAACAAAAAAGUUCUAUUUUCCGAAGGAGAAAAACUGGCAAGGCUGCUGAAAGACCGAUUCGAGCCAGGAAAGUCAUCAGAAAAGAGAAAGUGGAAACCCAUCGAGUACACCAAAAUCAAGUGGUGUCUC